AUGCGCUACGUGAAACAGCAGCCAGAGGCGGCACCAACCGGCACCCUGUUCUUCAGACGGUGGCGUAAUAUAGCCGAGCGGAAUGACACGCCACCAUUAUUUCACGAAGUGGGGAUUGAGAGUACUACAGGCAACGCUGACCGAGGGGUAGCGCCAGUGUUUGAAGACGUCCUUGAUUUCUUAGGUUCCAGAGGAAAAUUCCAGACUAGACUGAAUAUCAUAUUUAAUUGCUUUGGUCCAUUUGUCAACCUACUGAGCGUGUACGCCUUCCAUCUUGCCAUGCAAACUCCUGAUCACUGGUGUUACGUACCCGGGAAAGAAAACACUAACUUCACACUUGAUGAAUGGAAGAAUAUUACAAUUCCCAAGCUUGGCAGACGACCGCAGCAGUUCCUGUGCCUGGCAUUCCACUUCGCCAGCAGAGUCACACUGAUCGUGUCCCCGUCUGUGCUUGUACUCUUCACCCUGGCGGAGUCAUUGGCUGCCUCAGCAUCUGGGCCUAUGUUCGAGUCAGCGCUGUCCAUCGGCCUGGAACUCACGGACGUCAAGCACCGUUCUACCAUCUGUGCCAUGGCGUGCAUUAGCACCGGCGUGUCGAUGAUUAUCAGUGGCCUACUUGCCUGGGUUUUCCGCAGCUGGAUCUAUUUCCUUCUUUUCCCAGGACUAUGCUGUCUUCCAAUGUUUCUCUUUUGGAGGUGGUUCCCCGAGUCGCCGCGCUGGCUGGCCUGCAGAGGCCGCGAGCAGGAGGCGCUGACCGUACUGCGGCGCAUCGCCGCCACCAACGGCUCCGCGGUCGCCCCGUUCACCUCACGGGUGCUCCACGCCGUGGCGAAGAGCAAACGGGACCGGAAGGGCUUCCUCAGCAUCUUCUCCAGCUGGAACCUUCUCCGAAACACACUGGUGCUCAUUGUUGCUAGGGCGGUGUACCUGCUGACGUCUCUGGCGCUGGUGCUGAGCGUGGGCUUGCUGAGCGUCAACCCCUUCCUGACGGUGUCCGCGCAGGGCGUGGCGCAGCUGCCGGCCUUCAUCGCGGUCCACUACUGCGCCUCCAGGUUCGGCCGGCGCUGGUCCGCUGCCGCGUGCCCACUGCUGGCCGCAGUCGCAGGGGCCGUCCUCGUGCUGAUGGUGACCACGGGUACUUCCGGCAUCGCCCUGACCGCGGUGGCCUUUGCGAUGCAGUUCUUCACAACUGCGAGUGGUAGCAUAUCACACUUGCAGAGCGCGGAAGUGCACCCCACGUGCCUCCGGCAGAUUACUGCCAGCCUCGAAUGGUCGAUCGCUGCCAUCUUUCUCUCCUUCCUUCCGUACAUAGUAUUCAAGGCUGGAUCUGUAGAUGAACGGCUGCCAUUUGCCAUCCUCUCGGCACUCAAUGUACUGGCGGCUGUUUCCGUGUCAUUCUUGCCAGAAUCAGCUCUGCAAAGGCUGCCGGAGACUCUGAAGGAUGCUGCAGUCUUUGGACGAGGUCGUCGGUACUGGAGCUGGAAGCCUAAGCCACCACCGAUUUCUACAACGGAGCAACAUGUUCUCACAUGA
This is a messenger RNA of Schistocerca cancellata (South American locust), 1533 nucleotides long. RefSeq names its product solute carrier family 22 member 7-like. Lineage: Eukaryota; Metazoa; Arthropoda; Insecta; Orthoptera; Acrididae. The transcript is spliced from 8 exons. Gene Ontology annotation, cellular component: membrane. Gene Ontology annotation, biological process: transmembrane transport. Bases 1 to 1533 code for a protein of 510 amino acids. Gene Ontology annotation, molecular function: transmembrane transporter activity. The record is from RefSeq and is a predicted model, not a curated record.